Halteromyces radiatus is the source of this 1355-nucleotide messenger RNA. RefSeq lists its product as uncharacterized. The record is from RefSeq and is a predicted model, not a curated record. The coding region runs from base 11 to 1351 and encodes 446 amino acids. Lineage: Eukaryota; Fungi; Mucoromycota; Mucoromycetes; Mucorales; Cunninghamellaceae. The transcript is spliced from 5 exons.
UUUCAAGAACAUGAAAAGACGACAAAAAGAUCCGCCACAACGAACUAGGGGACGGUCUAGCCAGAAUUCAAUAGAAUGUUAUGCUAGUGAUAUCGAUGAUAUGGAAAGUUUAGAUACAGGAUCUGACGAUGAUAAACACUCAUUCAGCAGCGAACCGAUCGAAUCUUUUUCUGACGAUGCCAACACCAACGAUGAAGAUCCCUUCAAUAACAGUUCCAUAGAAAGCAUACACGACGAUUUCGAUGAUGCAAACGCUACUACCAAUACAAGCACGCGUCAACGUAUCUCAAAACCAUUUAGUGCUUUAGAAGGUUUGGAUUUGUGGCGACCCGAUUCUUCAUCCAAAUUUAAUAACAGCAGUAGUACGAAUGGUGAUCUUAGCUCAGAGGAUGAUGAUGAUGAUGAUAAUGAUGACAGAUACAAUGGUGACACCAGGGAAAGCGAUCAACUGAAGGAUGAAUCAGGAAACACCAUAUUAGGCAACGCUUUGGCUAUCAGAAGAAAUACCAGCACUCCAUCAAUAUCACCUUCAUUCUCUUCCAACGAAAUACUUACCGAUGAUGAUUCAAUCUCCAGGAAUGACAUUGACAGAAAAAUCAAUAAAAAUGAUACCUCAAAACAACAACAACAACAACAACAACAAUCCUCUCAUCCAGCAUUUUCUUUAUAUCAACAAGUACACCGUGAAGAUACCUCUCCAUCCUUUCACGUGCAACAACCUUCGUUUAUUUUUGAUCAUACCACAACCAACGAUACCAAUAACAGGCACCUACCCAUUAAAUCAGAUGGAUUGGCUGCAACAGCAUUACAAUGUAUUGAACAAGAACAAACAGCAUUCCGACAAUGGCGAUCAUCAGUGCUUAUAGAAAUGGCCAAACAUGGAACAGUAGCACAGUCUUGUCAACAAGAUUCAAAAGUACGGUUAUGUCGAUUAUUGGAUUUAUGGAUGGAGCAUGGAUGUUUAUUUGGAUGGUGUGUAGAUCUGACGAUGGACGAACACAGGAUUUUGCUCAAGCAUCAACAAAAAUAUACCUUGGAUUCAGUACAGGACCUUGAUACCAUUGAUGAUGAUGAUGAUUAUUGGCUAGACCGGGAUCUUGGCACGGAAGCAGAGGAGAAGAAGGCAGCUGCAUUUGACCCUUCUUUACCGAGUUAUCAACCAGGAGAAGACGAGCGCCCUUAUCUUUGUAUGUUCUCCAUGACGUUUGUGGAAGCCACCAAUACAACCAUCUCAAACAUGGCAAAAGCGGAUUAUCUUGGUCUUUGGCCACCUUGGACCACCAUUCCCAUUCUGAUCGAUGACGAGGAGUUGUAUGUACAUGUUAUCACCAAAUUUAUGGUAGAUGUAUAGCUAG